Molecule: messenger RNA, 14152 nt
Organism: Lytechinus variegatus (green sea urchin)
Lineage: Eukaryota; Metazoa; Echinodermata; Echinoidea; Temnopleuroida; Toxopneustidae
Product: dynein beta chain, ciliary
Exons: 66
Coding region: 380-13780 (4466 amino acids)
Biological process (GO): microtubule-based movement
Cellular component (GO): dynein complex
Molecular function (GO): dynein light intermediate chain binding; dynein intermediate chain binding; ATP binding
Source: RefSeq, a predicted model, not a curated record
CAUGGCAACGCGAAACUAAAAACGCCAUAUUGAAUCGCCGCUGCGAGAUGGUGGAUUUUGGCGACGAAGUCGAGCGACGUCGAAGAAAAGUGCCUGGAAAUUGAGUGAGAAGAACAAGGCACUUAAUGUUAAAGAAUUUGAUGGUGUUGAUUAUACAUGUAGAAAUAAGUGGGUAAUUUUGCAUGGUAUGAUACCAUUUUCGAGAAUUUUUGUUCGAGAUUGAGCUGAGCGAUGUCGAUGUUAAUUGAUUGAUUGACCGAGUUCGUUUGUGCAGCGCAACCGUUUGUAAUUGUGUGUGUUACCACAGUGCCAUCGGCCAAUUGAAAUUGAAUGAAGAAGAAUUCUUGAUUGAGUAAUUUCUGACUUGAGAACAUUCACGAUGGCGGAUGUUGUGGACCCAAGACUUGACUUUAUUUCAGAAUACAUUCUCAAGAGUUACAAACUGAAGCCAGAUAAGUGGGCGAAAUGUAUAAAUGUGGAAGAAAACAAGAUUUUAAUGCUGGAAUUUCUGGAGAAGGCAGACAAUCCACAACUGGUUUUCACAGUCAAUGCAGCAGGAUUGAUAACUCCAUCUUAUGAAUUCCCAUCUGCUCUCAAAAAUAUCAAAGCAAUCUACUUCAUCAAAAAGGGACGUGAACCAGUAGGGAAAGACAAUAUAAAAACCACUCUUGUGUAUGGAGACCUGUCGUACACUCCACUCGAGCAACUGUCUGCUUUGGUAGAUGAGAUCUUGGUUCCGUUGCUGGCCAACCCAAGGAAUCACGAGCAGUGGCCUGUAGUGGUAUCACAGGAUGUCCUCCGUCAUGUACACAAUCUCAAGAGCAGUGUCUAUGUUGUAGCUGGCCAAGUCAAGGGCAAGACACUGCUACCCCUCCCAGUAGGCUCAGAGAAAGUGGAAACAGCUGCUGAAUCAGAAGAAAAGGAUGACUCCUAUGAUCGUAGCCUGGUUCAUGCCAUUGAGUCAGUGAUCAUCGACUGGACCCAUCAGAUCCGAGAUGUGCUCAAGAGGGACUCUGCCCAGCCACUCCUUGAGGGGCUGAACCCUGGUCCCAUGGUCGAGAUCAACUUCUGGAAGGCAAAGUGUGAGAACUUGGACUGCAUCUUCCAACAGCUUCGAGAUCCAAAGGUACGCAAGAUGAAGGAAUUGCUGGAGAGAACCCAGAGCAGCUAUCUGCCGUCUUUCAACAACAUUGAAAGAGAUGUUGAAGCAGCUUUGACAGAGGCCCAGGAUAUUAACUGCUAUCUGAAGCCUCUCAUCUACCAGGUCGAAAGCCUGGAUGAGUUGGAGUUCCCAGACAUGACUCCUCGGCUCGCUCCGAUCCUUCAUACAGUGUGUCUCAUCUGGAGUAAUUCAGACUAUUACAACACCGCCCCCAGGGUCAUUGUUCUCCUUCAGGAGUUGUGCAACCUGCUCAUUGACUUGUGUCGCACCUUUCUGGACCCUUCGGAGAUCUUCAAGCUGGAACCGGAGGAGUCUCUGGAGAAGGUACGUGGUGCUUUGGCUGUCCUGAAAACUUGGCGGGAACUCUAUGACGAACACAGAGCCAAGCUGAAGGAUUACUUCAAGGAUGGCAGGGAGUUCAAAGGAUGGGAGUUUGCCUCGCCUCUUGUCUUCACUCGCAUGGAUAAUUUCACUCGCCGCAUUGAGACGAUCCAGAGCUUGUUUGAGACCAACGUGGAGUUCAGCAAGUUGGAGAAGACCGAGAUGGGGAGUAUGAAAGGAAGGAUGCUCAGUCAACAGGUGGAGAAGAUCCAUGAAGAAUUCCAGGAGUGUGCUAAGGUCUUUACUGAGAGACCCUAUGAUGGGCUGGACCCUCUUUGCCAGGAAUUCACGGAUGACUACGAAGAGUUUGAGAAGAAGGUCUUUGACCUGGACAGGAGGCUUGGAUCUAUCUUAUGUCAAGGAUUUGAUGAUUGUGCUGGUUUAGAGGCUGUAUUCAAGAUGUUGGAUUGCUACGGCCCACUCCUCGACAGGCCAGUCAUUAGGAACGACUUUGAGUGCAAGUAUCCCAUCGUCCUGAAGCUCUACGACGAAGAACUUGACCAGUCCAAGGACAUCUACGAUGAGCACAUGAGGGUGGAAGAAAACGAAGGGAACGCCCCCCUCAAUAAGAACAUGCCCGAUGUUGCCGGUCAGCUCAAGUGGUCAGCCCAGCUGCGAGACCGUAUCAGCAAGCCUAUGGGGAGCUUGAAACACAUGGAGCAUCCGACUGGUGUCAGGAGGAUUUUGCAGUCAGAAGAUGCUACAAUUGUUUUCCAAAAGUAUGAGGAAAUGAUUAGUCUCCUUAACAAGUAUGAGCAAAAGGUGUAUGAGAACUGGACAAAGGGAGUGGAUGAAGUGUGUCAGACCAACCUAGACCAGUCGCUGAUAACAAGGGAUGAAUCCACCAAACUCAUCAAGAUCAACUUUGACCCCAAGUUGGUGGCUGUUCUGCGUGAGGUCAAGUACCUCCAGAUUCGUGGUGAGGAAACCAUUCCUGGGAGUGCAGCUUCAAUCUAUGAGAAGCACGAAACCCUGCGCAAGUAUGUGGCCAACCUGGACCUGACCCAGGCCUGGUACAACAAGGUCCGAAACACUGUCCUUGAGGUAGAGUUCCCUCUCAUCGAGGGCCAGCUGGCUGACCUUGACACGAGGCUGAAGCAGGCCGAAGAACAGCUGAACUGGACCUCCGACUCGGUCUGGGAGUAUAUCCAGGAGACUAGGGAUCAGGUCCAUGACCUUGAGAAGCGGGUGCAGCAGACCAAGGACAACGUAGAUCGCAUCAAGAAGAUCAUGGCUGAAUGGACCAAGCAGCCACUGUUUGAGCGCAAGGAACUGAAGAAGGAAAGUCUUCUGGCUUUGGAUGAUCGGCAGGACAGGUUGAAGAAGAGAUAUGCAGAGAUUACAGUUGCCGGAGAGAAGAUCCAUUCCCUCAUAAAGGAAAAUCUUGGUCUGUUCAAAGCGGAAGCAGGCAGUGACAUCUGGAAGGCAUACGUUGACUACGUGGAUGACAUGGUGAUCGAUGGCUUCUUCAACUGCAUCCAUUGCACCCUUACUUACCUCCUUGAGAACACCGACCCGAGGCACUGUGCUGCUCCACUCUUUGAGGCUCGUCUUGAACUGCAGGUUCCAGACAUGAUCUUCAACCCAUCCUUAGACUAUGGUGUGGCUGAUGGCUUCUACGAUCUGGUUGAGAUGCUGAUAAGCGAUACCUACAAGAUGGCUUCUCUGGUCAGUAGGCUAGCUGAACACAACGGUCAAGAACAUUACCAGGCCGAUCUUGAGGGUAUGGAUGAUCUGUCAGAGCUUCGCAAUGACCUGAUGGAUCGGGUCCAGACCAUCAUGACCAAGGCCCAGGAGUACCGCAACUCUUUUGACAACUACGCCUACCUCUAUGUGGACGACCGCAAGGAGUUCAUGCGUCAGUUCCUGCUCUACAACCACGUCCUAACCACGGAAGAGAUUGAAGCUCACGCUGAAGAUGGGGUCCCAGAAUGCCCGCCAACUUUGGAUCAGUUCAAGGAACAGGUGGAUACGUAUGAGAAGAUCUACAGUGAAGCAGAUGAGAUUGAUCCAGAGCAGGUGUUUGAUGCAUGGUUCCGCGUCGAUUCCAAACCUUUCAAAGCGGCGCUUCUUAACAUCAUCAAGAAAUGGAGUUUCAUGUUCAAGCAGCAUCUCAUUGACCAUGUCACCAACAGCUUGAGCGAGCUUCAAGAGUUCAUCAAGGUCGGAAACAGCGGUCUAACCAAGACCGUAGAGGAGGGCGACUACAACGGUCUGGUGGACUGUAUGGGUCAUUUGAUGGCUGUCAAGGACAGACAAGCAGCUACCGAUGAGAUGUUUGAGCCCAUCAAACAAACCAUUGAGCUUCUCAAGACCUACGACCAGGAGAUGUCUGAGGAAGUCCAUACCCAGCUACAGGAACUACCUGAGCAAUGGAAUAACACCAAGAAGAUUGCUAUUACUGUCAAGCAGCAGGUUGCCCCACUCCAGGCUAACGAGGUUGCUAUCAUCCGCAGGAAGUGCACAUCAUUCGAUGUCAGACAGCAUGAGUUCAGAGAGCGAUUCAGGAAAGAGGCUCCAUUCAUCUUUACCUUCGAGGGUCCAUACCAGUGCUUGGACAGGUGUCAUAGUGAGAUCUAUGAGAUGGAGGAGCAUAUGGCCAAACUCCAGGAGUCUGCUGGCCUCUUCGAGGUCAACAUGCCGGACUACAAGCAGCUGAAGGCCUGCAGGCGAGAGGUGCGUCUACUCAAAGGCCUCUGGGAUCUGAUCAUGAUCGUCAGGACCAGCAUUGAUGACUGGAAGACCACGCCCUGGCUGGAAAUCAACGUAGAACAGAUGGAGAUGGACUGCAAGAAGUUUGCCAAAGACAUCCGAUCCUUGGACAAGGAGAUGAGGGCGUGGGACGCCUACAACGGUCUGGAUGCUACUGUCAAGAACAUGCUGACAUCGCUCAGGGCCGUCAGCGAACUGCAGAACCCAGCCAUCAGGGAGAGGCAUUGGCAACAGCUUAUGGCCGCUACCAAGGUCAAGUUUACCAUGGAUAGAGAGACAACCCUGUCCGACCUCUUGGCCCUCAACCUGCACAACUUUGAGGAUGAGGUGCGCAACAUCGUCGACAAAGCUGUCAAGGAAAUGGGCAUGGAGAAGGUCCUGAAAGAACUAAACACCACUUGGUCCUCCAUGGACUUUGAGUAUGAGCCACACGGUCGUACCGGCAUCUCCCUCCUCAAGUCCAAUGAAGAGUUGAUUGAAACCCUUGAAGACAACCAGGUCCAACUGCAGAACCUGAUGACCUCCAAACACAUCGCCCACUUCCUGGAGGAGGUAUCCGGCUGGCAGAAGAAGCUGUCUACCACUGACUCUGUCAUCACCAUCUGGUUUGAGGUCCAACGUACCUGGUCCCAUCUUGAGAGUAUCUUCAUUGGCUCUGAAGACAUCCGAAACCAGCUGCCGGAGGAUUCCAAGCGCUUUGAUGGAAUCGAUACCGACUUCAAGGAACUUGCCGGAGAGAUGGAGAAGACCCCUAAUGUUGUUGAGGCUACCAACAGGCCAAGGCUGUAUGAUAGACUAGAGGCCAUCCAGGGCAGCUUGGUGGUUUGUGAGAAAGCACUUGCUGAAUACCUCGAAACAAAGCGAUUGGCCUUCCCACGUUUCUACUUCGUCUCCUCUGCUGAUCUCCUGGACAUCUUGUCCCAAGGCAACAACCCAACUCUGGUUCAACGUCAUCUGUCCAAACUGUUUGAUAACAUGGCCAAGCUCAAGUUCAAGCAGGAUGACGAAGGCAACGACACCAAGCUGGCUCUUGGCAUGUACAGUAAGGAAGGAGAGUACGUGGACUUUGACAAGGAAUGCGAGUGUACAGGACAGGUUGAGGUGUGGCUAAACCGGGUCAUGGAUGCCAUGAGAUCAACCGUUCGCUCGCAGUUUGCUGACGCCGUGGUGUCGUACGAAGAGAAGCCCCGUGAGCAGUGGCUCUAUGACUACCCAGCCCAGGUGGCCCUGGCGACAACGCAGGUCUGGUGGACUACCGAGGUCAACAUUGCCUUUGCCAGACUGGAAGAAGGUCAUGAGAACUCCAUGAAGGACUACAAUAAGAAACAGAUCCUACAGCUGAACACGCUCAUCGGCCUGCUGAUCGGCAAGCUGACCAAGGGUGACCGUCAGAAGAUCAUGACUAUCUGUACCAUCGACGUCCAUGCCCGUGACGUGGUGGCCAUGAUGGUGCUCAAGAAGGUGGACAACGCCCAGGCGUUCCAGUGGCUCAGCCAGCUCAGGCACAGGUGGGCUGAAGACGACAAGAACUGCUACGCAAACAUCUGUGAUGCCCAGUUCAGAUACUCCUACGAAUACCUUGGAAACACUCCUCGUCUUGUCAUCACCCCUCUCACCGACAGAUGCUAUAUCACCUUGACACAAUCCCUCCAUCUUGUGAUGAGUGGUGCCCCUGCUGGUCCUGCUGGAACGGGAAAGACUGAAACCACUAAAGAUCUUGGUCGAGCCUUGGGUAUCAUGGUCUACGUCUUCAACUGCUCGGAACAGAUGGACUACAAGUCCUGUGGUAACAUCUACAAAGGAUUGUCUCAGACUGGAGCUUGGGGUUGCUUCGACGAGUUCAACAGGAUCUCUGUUGAAGUGCUGUCUGUCGUCGCUGUCCAGGUGAAGUGCGUGCAAGAUGCCAUCAGGGACAAGAAGGAACGCUUCAACUUCAUGGGUGAAGAGAUCUCUCUCAUCCCAACAGUCGGUAUCUUCAUCACCAUGAACCCUGGUUACGCUGGACGUACUGAGCUCCCGGAGAACCUCAAGGCUCUUUUCAGACCCUGUGCUAUGGUAGUACCCGACUUCGAGCUGAUUUGUGAAAUCAUGUUGGUGGCUGAGGGUUUCCUCGAUGCACGUCUCCUGGCCAGGAAGUUCAUCACACUCUACACUCUGUGUAAAGAAUUGCUCUCCAAACAGGAUCAUUACGAUUGGGGUCUGCGCGCCAUCAAGUCUGUGCUCGUGGUGGCCGGUUCCCUGAAGCGUGGCGACCCGCAACGUCCCGAAGACCAGGUGCUGAUGAGAGCCCUGCGCGACUUCAACGUGCCCAAGAUCGUCUCGGAUGACACGCCCGUCUUCAUGGGUCUGAUCGGAGAUCUGUUCCCCGCCCUGGACGUUCCUCGUCGAAGGGACAUGGACUUUGAGAAGGUGGUGAAGCAGUCGACCCUUGACCUGAAGCUGCAGGCCGAGGAUAGCUUCGUCUUGAAGGUGGUCCAGCUGGAAGAGUUGCUGGCUGUCAGGCAUUCUGUCUUCGUCAUUGGCAAUGCUGGUACUGGCAAAAGUCAGGUUCUGAAGGUACUGAACAAGACCUAUUCUAACAUGAAGAGGAAGCCCGUACUUGUCGAUCUGAAUCCUAAAGCCGUCACCAACGAUGAACUCUUUGGUAUCAUCAACCCGGCCACCAGAGAAUGGAAAGAUGGUCUGUUCUCUGUGAUCAUGCGUGACAUGAGCAACAUCACCCACGAUGGACCUAAGUGGAUCGUACUGGAUGGAGAUAUUGAUCCCAUGUGGAUCGAAUCCCUCAAUACUGUUAUGGACGACAACAAGGUGCUGACCCUUGCCAGUAAUGAACGUAUCCCUCUGACGCCGUCGAUGCGUCUGCUCUUUGAGAUCAGUCACUUGAAGACCGCUACCCCUGCUACCGUAUCCAGGGCUGGUAUACUCUAUAUCAACCCAUCUGAUCUGGGAUGGAAUCCGAUUGUGACGAGUUGGAUUGAUACCCGUGAGGUGCAGUCUGAGAGGGCCAAUCUGACCAUCUUGUUUGACAAGUAUCUUCCGACUCUCCUAGAUACCCUCAGGAUACGCUUCAAGAAGAUCAUCCCUAUACCAGAGCAGAGUAUGGUCCAGAUGUUGUGUUUCUUGCUGGAAUGCCUGCUCACUCCCGAGAACACCCCGGCAGACUGCCCCAAGGAACUCUACGAACUCUACUUUGUCUUUGCCAGUAUCUGGGCCUUUGGAGGUUCCAUGUUCCAAGAUCAGCUUGUGGACUACCGUGUGGAGUUCAGUAAGUGGUGGAUCACGGAGUUCAAGACCAUCAAGUUCCCCAACCAGGGUACCGUCUUUGAUUACUUCAUUGACCCGGAGUCCAAGAAGUUCCUUCCCUGGAGCGAGAGGGUGCCUGUCUUCGAGCUUGAUCCUGAUAUUCCCAUGCAGGCUGUAUUGGUACACACCAAUGAGACAACCAGAGUACGAUUCUUCAUGGAUCUGUUGAUGGAGAGGGGACGUCCAGUCAUGCUGGUCGGUAACGCCGGUCUUGGAAAGAGCGUGUUGGUCGGUGACAAGCUCACCAACAUCGGUGAGGACAGCAUGGUGGCCAACGUACCCUUCAACUACUACACCACCUCGGAAAUGUUGCAACGUGUGUUGGAGAAACCUCUUGAGAAGAAGGCUGGUAGGAACUACGGUCCACCUGGAACAAAGAAACUCAUCUACUUCAUUGAUGAUAUGAACAUGCCCGAGGUUGAUACAUACGGUACCGUGCAACCCCACACCUUGAUCCGUCAACAUAUGGACUACAAGCAUUGGUAUGAUCGUUCAAAGCUCACGCUCAAGGAGAUCCACAAGUGUCAGUAUGUGUCCUGUAUGAACCCCACAGCCGGUAGUUUCACCAUCAACUCCAGACUGCAGCGCCACUUCUGCGUCUUCGCUCUGAGUUUCCCUGGCCAGGAUGCCCUGUUCACCAUCUACAACAGCAUCUUGAGCCAGCAUCUGGCCAACAUCGGGGUAUCCAAUGCCCUCCAGAAGCUCUCGCAGACCGUGGUCUCGGCGACCCUCGACAUCCACAAGAAGAUAGCGCAGUCCUUCCUACCCACUGCCAUCAAGUUCCAUUACGUCUUCAAUCUCAGGGACCUGUCAAAUGUCUUCCAGGGACUCUUGUACUCCGGAAGUGAUUUGCUGAAGGCACCCAUAGACUUCGCUCGUCUCUGGAUGCACGAAUGCACCAGGGUUUAUGGAGAUAAGAUGAUCAACGACCAGGACAUUGAGGCUUUUGAGAAACUUGUCUUUGAGUAUGCCAAGAAAUUCUUUGAGGAUGUUGAUGAGGAAGCCCUGAAGGCCAAGCCCAACAUCCACUGCCAUUUUGCCACUGGUAUCGGAGAUCCCAAGUACAUGGCCGUGCAAAACUGGCCGGAGCUGAACAAGAUCCUGGUGGAGGCCUUGGACACCUACAACGAGAUCAACGCAGUCAUGAACCUUGUGCUCUUUGAGGACGCCAUGCAGCAUGUGUGUCGUAUUAACCGUAUUCUGGAGUCGCCUCGUGGUAACGCCCUCUUGGUUGGUGUUGGUGGCAGUGGUAAACAGUCAUUGGCCCGUCUGGCUUCUUACAUCAGCAGUCUCGAGGUGUUCCAGAUCACACUCCGCAAGGGCUACGGUAUCCCCGACCUCAAGCUUGAUCUAGCAUCUGUCUGUAUGAAAGCUGGUCUUAAAAAUAUUGGCACCGUGUUCCUGAUGACCGAUGCCCAGGUCUCUGAUGAGAAGUUCCUGGUCUUGAUUAACGAUCUGCUGGCCUCCGGAGAGAUCCCAGAUCUCUUUGCGGAUGACGAGGUCGAAAACAUCAUCGGAGGUGUGAGGAACGAGGUCAAGGGCCUGGGGCUGCAGGACACCAGGGAAAACUGCUGGAAAUUCUUUAUUGACAGGCUUCGAAGAAACCUUAAGACUGUUUUAUGCUUCUCCCCUGUUGGUACCACACUCAGAGUGAGGAGUCGUAAAUUCCCCGCUGUGGUCAACUGUACCUCUAUUGAUUGGUUCCAUGAAUGGCCGCAGGAAGCCUUGGUCUCUGUAAGCAUGAGGUUCUUGGACGAAGUGGAACUGCUUAAGGGUGAUAUUAAAAAAUCGAUUGCCGAAUUCAUGGCUUACGUUCAUGUGAGUGUGAACGAGAGCAGCAAGCUGUAUUUGACCAACGAGAGGCGUUACAACUACACCACGCCCAAGAGUUUCUUGGAACAGAUCAAGCUGUACGAGUCCCUGCUCUCCAUGAAGUCCAAAGAACUGACAGCCAAGAUGGAGCGUCUGGAAAACGGUCUGACCAAACUGCAGAGUACUGCUCAACAGGUGGAUGAUCUGAAAGCCAAGUUGGCCUCACAGGAGGUGGAACUGGCCCAGAAGAACGAGGAUGCAGACAAACUCAUCCAGGUGGUUGGGGUGGAGACAGAGAAGGUGUCCAAGGAGAAGGCCAUAGCCGACGACGAAGAGAAGAAGGUGGCCAUCAUCAACGAAGAGGUGUCCAAGAAGGCCAAAGACUGUUCCGAGGAUCUGGCCAAGGCCGAACCUGCUCUUCUGGCUGCGCAGGAAGCUCUUAAUACCCUCAAUAAAAAUAACUUGACGGAGUUGAAGUCCUUUGGUUCACCACCCUCAGCUGUGCUGAAGGUGGCAGCUGCUGUCAUGGUCCUCCUUGCACCCAAUGGCAAGAUACCCAAGGAUAGGAGCUGGAAGGCUGCUAAAGUUGUUAUGAAUAAGGUUGAUGCGUUCUUGGAUUCCCUGAUCAAUUACGACAAGGAGAACAUCCACGAGAACUGCCAGAAAGCCAUCAAGGAAUACCUGAACGACCCCGAGUUUGAGCCAGAGUACAUCAAGGGCAAGUCUCUCGCCGCCGGUGGGUUGUGCUCCUGGGUAGUCAACAUUGUCAAGUUCUACAAUGUCUACUGUGACGUGGAGCCCAAGAGAAUCGCCCUGCAGAAGGCCAACGAUGAACUGAAGGCAGCCCAGGACAAGCUGGCUGUCAUCAAAGCCAAGAUCGCUGAACUGGAUGCCAAUCUUGCCGAGCUGACUGCACAGUUUGAGAAGGCUACUUCUGACAAGCUGAAAUGUCAGCAGGAGGCCGAAGCCACCUCCCGCACCAUCACCUUGGCCAACAGACUGGUGGGAGGUCUGGCCUCUGAGAACGUCAGAUGGGGCGAGGCCGUGGCCAACUUCAAGAUUCAGGAGAAGACUCUGCCUGGUGACGUACUUCUGAUCACUGCCUUUGUAUCGUACAUUGGUUGUUUUACCAAGACCUAUCGUGUUGAUCUCCAAGAGCGAAUGUGGCUUCCUUUCCUCAAAUCACAGAAGGACCCUAUCCCAAUCACGGAAGGACUGGAUGUUCUCAGCAUGCUGACAGACGAUGCGGAUAUCGCUGUCUGGAACAACGAAGGUUUACCCAGUGACCGAAUGUCAACAGAGAAUGCCACCAUCCUGUCCAACUGCCAGCGCUGGCCCCUCAUGAUCGACCCACAGCUGCAGGGCAUCAAGUGGAUCAAGCAGAAGUACGGUGACGACCUCCGCGUGAUCCGUAUCGGACAGCGUGGGUACCUGGACACCAUCGAGAACGCCAUCUCGUCAGGUGAUACCGUGUUGAUUGAGAACAUGGAGGAGUCCAUCGAUCCUGUGCUCGAUCCUGUGUUGGGUAGGAACACCAUCAAGAAAGGAAGGUAUAUCAAGAUCGGUGACAAAGAAGUGGAGUACAACCCUGAAUUCCGGCUGAUCCUCCAGACCAAGCUGGCCAACCCUCACUACAAGCCAGAGAUGCAGGCCCAGACGACCCUCAUCAACUUCACUGUGACCAGGGAUGGUCUAGAGGAUCAGCUCCUGGCCAAUGUGGUGGCCCAGGAGAGACCCGAUCUUGAGAAACUAAAGUCUGACCUGACCAAGCAACAGAAUGACUUCAAGAUCAUCCUGAAGGAGCUUGAAGACAACCUCCUUUCCCGUCUGUCAUCCGCCGAGGGCAACUUCCUGGGUGACACCGCCCUGGUGGAGAACUUGGAGACCACCAAGAGAACUGCCGCUGAGAUCUCGGUCAAGGUGGAAGAGGCAAAGGUCACCGAGGUCAAGAUCAACGAGGCUCGCGAGCUGUAUCGUCCCGCCGCCGCCAGGGCUUCGCUCCUCUACUUCAUCCUGAAUGAUCUCAAUAAGAUCAAUCCUAUUUACCAGUUCUCACUCAAGGCCUUCAACACCGUGUUCUCCCUAUCCAUUGCCAGAGCCGAGCCGUGUGAAGAUGUCAAGGAGCGUGUGGUCAAUCUCAUCGACUGCAUCACAUACUCUGUCUUUAUCUAUACCACUCGUGGUCUCUUUGAGGCUGACAAACUUAUCUUUACAACCCAGGUUGCAUUCCAGGUUCUAUUGAUGAAGAAGGAGAUUGCCCAGAAUGAAUUGGACUUCCUGCUUCGUUUCCCAAUCCAAGUCGGUCUGACCAGCCCUGUGGACUUCCUGACUAACUCGGCCUGGGGAGCUAUCAAGUCCCUUUCUGCAAUGGAAGAUUUCCGCAACUUGGACCGAGACAUCGAGGGGUCAGCCAAACGAUGGAAGAAGUUUGUGGAGAGCGAGUGUCCAGAGAAGGAGAAGUUCCCUCAGGAGUGGAAGAACAAGUCCGCCCUGCAGAAGCUUUGCAUGAUGCGUGCCUUGAGAGCCGAUCGUAUGAGUUAUGCUGUCAGGAACUUCAUUGAGGAGAAGCUCGGUUCCAAGUACGUAGAGGGAAGGCAGGUAGAGUUUGCCAAGUCCUACGAGGAGAGCGACCCAGCCACGCCCGUAUUCUUCAUCCUGUCUCCCGGGGUAGAUCCUCUGAAGGACGUGGAAGCCCUAGGCAAGAAGCUUGGCUUCACGUUUGACAACAACAACUUCCACAACGUGUCUCUGGGUCAAGGCCAGGAGAUCGUUGCCGAGCAGUCCAUGGACCUUGCUGCCAAGGAAGGCCAUUGGGUUAUCCUACAGAACAUUCACUUGGUAGCCAAGUGGCUGAGUACAUUGGAGAAGAAGUUGGAGCAGUAUAGCAUUGGCAGUCACGAGAGCUACCGUGUAUACAUGAGUGCUGAACCAGCGGGCUCACCCGAGUCUCACAUUAUCCCUCAAGGUAUCCUGGAAUCAUCCAUCAAGAUCACCAACGAGCCUCCUACCGGUAUGUUUGCCAACCUGCACAAGGCGCUCUACAACUUCAACCAGGACACGCUGGAGAUGUGCGCCCGCGAGGCGGAGUUCAAGGUCAUCCUCUUUGCCCUCUGCUACUUCCACGCCGUGGUGUGCGAGAGGCAGAAGUUUGGACCCCAGGGUUGGAACAGGAGCUACCCCUUCAACACCGGAGAUCUCACCAUCUCUGUCAACGUGCUCUACAACUAUUUGGAAGCCAAUUCAAAGGUACCGUGGCAAGAUCUACGUUACCUGUUUGGAGAGAUCAUGUACGGUGGUCACAUCACUGACGAUUGGGAUAGGAGACUGUGUAGGACCUAUCUUGAAGAGUACAUGGCACCAGAAAUGCUUGACGGUGAACUGUACCUAGCACCAGGGUUCCCUGUACCGCCCAACUCGGAUUACAAGGGCUACCAUCAGUACAUUGACGAGAUCCUACCACCGGAGAGCCCGUACCUCUAUGGACUGCAUCCCAAUGCCGAGAUUGGCUUCCUUACGACGGAAUCAGACAAUCUCUUCAAGAUCGUCCUGGAGCUCCAGCCUAGGGAUGCCGGUGGCGGAGGCGGCGGAGGAUCCAGUAGGGAGGAGAAGAUCAAGUCCCUGUUGGAUGAGAUCGUAGAGAAGCUUCCCGAGGAGUUCAACAUGAUGGAGAUCAUGGGCAAGGUCGAGGACAGGACACCGUACGUUGUGGUGGCCUUCCAGGAAUGUGAACGCAUGAACAUGCUGACUUCAGAGAUCAGACGUUCCCUCAAGGAAUUGGAUCUCGGUCUCAAGGGUGAGCUGACCAUCACACCAGACAUGGAGGACCUGAGCAAUGCCCUCUUCCUGGACCAGAUCCCAGCAACCUGGGUCAAGAGAGCCUACCCAAGUCUCUUUGGUCUGACAGCCUGGUAUGCCGAUCUCUUGCAGCGUAUCAAGGAGUUGGAGCAAUGGACCGCGGACUUCGCCCUCCCCAACGUGGUCUGGCUCGGCGGCUUCUUCAACCCUCAGAGUUUCCUGACGGCUAUCAUGCAGUCCAUGGCCAGGAAGAACGAGUGGCCUUUGGACAAGAUGUGCCUGCAGUGUGACGUCACCAAGAAGAACAAGGAGGACUUCAGCAGUGCCCCGAGGGAAGGUUCCUACGUGCACGGCCUCUUCAUGGAAGGAGCCCGCUGGGACACGCAGACCAACAUGAUCGCCGAUGCCAGGCUGAAGGAGCUGGCGCCCAACAUGCCCGUCAUCUUCAUCAAGGCCAUCCCUGUGGACAAGCAGGACACCAGGAACAUCUAUGAGUGUCCCGUCUACAAGACCAAGCAACGUGGCCCAACCUUUGUCUGGACCUUCAACCUCAAGUCUAAGGAGAAGGCUGCCAAGUGGACCUUGGCUGGUGUGGCCUUGCUUCUCCAGGUCUAAAGGACUGAAGCCACAAUCCUAUUAGGUAGAGAUAUACUGCAUCUAAAUCACAAGCAUAAACCCAUGUGCAGUAUGCAUAUACCAUUAUACAGUAUAUGCCUUCUGGUAUGCAAUCCUAGUGCACGGGUUGUGCCCAGUCAUAACCUUAUUGUUCCCUUUGCAAUUCUUGAUAUUUCCAGAUCAUUUUAUAACAAAAUGAAAUGAAAGAGAGACCUCGGGAUCACUUCAUGAAUAGCUUUGUCAGUGAUUUUCGCUGAUGGAUGUUCUAAGCUACUGCAAAUCCAUGCAUCUGAUUGGCAGAGAGCAAAUUAGUCAGAAACUGAUAAAACAUUCCAUGAAAUGAUGCUCUCCUUGUAAUUGCAUUUUUCAGGA